AUGCGCGGUCUCUGCAGACAUCGGGCGGCGAUCGGAGGCGGAGCAUCACGGAGACUCCUUUUAACGACGCGAAACGUCGUCGUAGUUUGGGAACGUAGCUCUAUCUAUAAGAGAAAAAACACAACCUUCGCUUCUGCAAUUACAAAUUCACAAGGCAGUACCUUUUUUGGAAGCGGAUUCUCGAAAAUUCGUCCAGCUGAGUAUAAUUCAAUCAUCAAAAGGACCAGCUCGAGCUCAAUUUAUGACUACAAUGUACGAUUAGGGGAAUUGAGUAGACGAGGAAAUGUUAAAGGAGCGCGAAAACUGUUCGAUGAAAUGCCUGAACGGGACAAGGUGUCGUACGCUUCGAUGAUAAGUAUUUAUCUAAAGCACGAUGAGUUUCACAAGGCUGAGAGUGUCUAUUUUGAGAUUCCUGAAGGGAUGAGGAGCAUUGUGGCAGAUUCUGCUAUGGUGGAUGCAUAUGCAAAGGCCGCUAGAAUGAAUCGAGCGAAGGAGGUGUUUGAUAAAAUGCCUGAGAGAAAUGCGUUCUCGUGGACAAGUUUGAUCUCGGGAUACUUUGAAUCAGGGGAAGUUGAUGAUGCUGUCAAGCUUUUUGGGAGAAUGCCUGAUAGAGAGAAAAACGUGGUUACUUGGACAAGUGUGAUUAACGGGUUUGCACGAAACGGGCUGGUUGAUGAAGCUCGAGAUGCUUUUGAUCGGAUGCCUUUGAAGAAUGCCGUGGCGUGGACCUCAAUGAUUAAAGCAUAUGUGGAGAUUGAUCGGGUUGAUGAAGCAUUUUCACUCUUUUGUGUGAUGCCGGAGCAGAAUUUGUAUGCUUGGAGUAUUAUGAUAAGUGGGCUUUUGAAUGUGAAUAGAGUUGAUGAAGCCAAGGAACUGUUUGAUUCGAUGCCAUGGAGAAAUGCUAUUUCUUGGACCACCAUGGUCACGGGUCUUGCAAGAAAUGGGAUGACUGAGUUGGCAAGGGAAUACUUCGACCAAAUGCUUAACAAGGAUACUGCAGCAUGGAAUGCAAUGAUCACAGCCUAUGCUGAGGAAGGCCGUAUGGAGGAGGCCAGGGAACUUUUCAACAUGAUGUAUAAAAGAGACAUCAUCACUUGGAAUACGAUGAUUGGUGGUUAUUCCAAGGGCCGGCAUGAGGAUGAAGCCUUUCGCCACUUUGAUUUGAUGCUUCAAAGUGGCAUUAGGCCGAACGAGUCGAGUGUUACUAACCUGUUGACUUCUUGUGGAGGUAUGAUGGGGGUAGUUCAAGCUCACGGGCUCAUUGCUCGCCUUGGGUUUGAGAUGUUAACUCCGGUGGCUAAUGCUUUGAUUACGAUGUAUCAUAGAAGUGGUGAUGUCAUCUCGGCUCAAAUUGCUUUCCAAAAUCUUGAUGCAAAGGAUGUUGUCUCUUGGACUGCAAUCAUAGUAGCAUAUUCUAAUCACGGAUAUGGGAUACAGGCUUUGCAGGCAUUUGCUCAGAUGCUACGAUUAGGGCACAGCCCAGACGUAGUUACAUUUGUGGGAGUCUUGUCAGCCUGUAGCCAUACUGGUUUCGUCAAAAAAGGUCGAAUGCUUUUUGACUCCAUGAAGAGAGGUUAUGGCUUGGAACCGACACCGGAGCACUACUCCUGCCUCGUUGACAUCCUGGGGCGAGCAGGGCUUGUUAAGGAGGCUGUGAAAGUGGUAGACGAGAUGCCUCCUGAUAAAUGUGAUAGUGCAGUUCUUCAGUCCUUGAUUGGUGGUUGCAGAUUGCUUGGCGCUGACGGAGUGGCUGAUUAUAUAGGUGACGAACUGAUAGAGCUUGAUCCAGCCUGCUCUGGUGGAUAUGUGCUAUUGUCUAAUCUAUAUGCAGCAACUGGGAAAUGGGAUAAGUUUGCGCAGUUAAGAAAGAAGAUGAAGGAAAGAGAAGUCAGAAAAGUUCCCGGUUUCAGUCAAAUUGAAGUUAAUGGCAAGACUCAUGUGUUUUUGGUGCGUGAUGGAGCUCAUCCUGAACUGAAGGAGAUUUACAAGUUUCUUGAUGAGAAGCUCACCCCCUUGGUGAAAGAUUUUGGGUAUGAAAUCGCUAUUUUAUCUGCAUUCUCUACACAAUCGGGCGCCUUGUAAUUGUAGAGCACAUUGAGGUGAAUUUGGAGGAGUUGUGUUGGUUAUUCUCAACUUUGUUCGAUAGCAAUUCCGUUCGUGCAUCAGAUUUUUGCAAGUCUUUGUGAAAUUCAAUUGGAGUUUACUUGUUCCUGGUCCAAGUUUGUCACAUCAUCAAGUAACAAAGCAAACUCAGGCAGUUCCAGCAAGCAAUGAACAGAAAGAUACUCAACAUAUCAUCUGUCCUAAUCCGAUCCGCCCUCGUACAACUUCCAUAUUAAUUUGGAAGUCAAGAUUCCUUAGAGUUGCAUAGUUAGCCCCUCUACCAAACAGGUUGGCUGCAGGGUGGUCUCUGUCCGCCCCCUACUCCGGUAGAAAGUCCCUCCAACAUCUGUCCAUCCGCUCCGGUUCCUUUGUCAACCCCACCUCCGUCCGAGCACUCAGAUAAUCCUCACUUUAUCAACCUUGCUCAACUGAUAUAAGUGUCACAUGAUGGGCUAUGUUCCCACCUAAACUGGCCCCUCCAACGAAGCCUCUACCAGUGUCCGUAUUCACAGGGGCGAGGCCGUAGUUCACAGACGCGACAACUAUAGGGACUCGCGCAUCUACAUACAUGGCUGCAGAGGUGGUCGGGGACCUUGGAGUCGAGGGCAUACUUGGUGAACCCAACGCGGCAUGAUAAAUGUACUGUUUGGUAAAUAAACUUCUCUAAGCUAAUUCAUGUUUACUUCGUUUUUCAUGAAAUAAAUUUAAUGUUAAUUUAG
Molecule: messenger RNA, 2822 nt
Organism: Salvia hispanica
Lineage: Eukaryota; Viridiplantae; Streptophyta; Magnoliopsida; Lamiales; Lamiaceae
Biological process (GO): RNA modification
Molecular function (GO): RNA binding; protein binding
Source: RefSeq, a predicted model, not a curated record